AUGACAUAUAGCAGUUUAAAUUGGAUUAUUAGCUAUAUGUCCUUGUUUUCUAUUACGGAAAACAAGCAAUCAUCAUUUCCCAAGUUUAUUACAUACGACCGUUCAGUCUCAAUCCCGGAAGGUGGUUUCGAGUUUUUGGGUUCUUGCAAUGGGCUCUUUUGCUUUCGCGCUAAACCGCACCAAAUAAUCAUUUGGAACCCUUCAUCAAAUGGAAACCUCAAGACAAUCCCAGAUGUCUGGCAGUUAGGCUGCUUGAGCAUUUUUGGAUUUGGGUACGAUGAGCGUAAUGAUGACUACAAGGUUGUUUAUGCUUAUAAUGCUGACAAUAGUGAUGAGAAUGUGGUUUUGGUGUCUAGUUUUAAGAAUGGGACAUGGAAAAGAAUUGAAAGAGAGCUUAGUAGUGGGUUUGUUAAUCCCAUAAUUGCUGUGUUUGUGAGUGGUUGUCUCAACUGGUGCAACAACAACUUAGCUGACAGUGAUUGGAAUUGGAACCUAAUUUCUUUUAACUUAACUACUGAAACUUCCAAAGCUAUGGCGUUACCCAGCCAUGAACAUGGGUCUGCUACUUGUAUAAGUGAAUCAAGAGGAUUUCUUUUUGCAGGUUUUCAUCACAAAAGUCAAAUGGAAGUUUGGAUGAUGAAUGAGUAUGGAGUUGAAGAAUCUUGGACUAAACGAGUCUGCAUUUCAAACUUACCAAUUCAUCAUCCACUUCCUCGGGGUUUAGAGAACACCGCAUACAUGGCUAUAUAUAAUUCUAAACUCGCAAUUGCACAUGUUUCGGAAAAUGGUGAUAUUCUAAUGAUGGUUGGGCGUCAGCUGAAGCUCUAUAGGCCUAAUGCUAAAAGGGGUAAGAAUUUUACCAUCCCCUAUAAUCUUGGUUAUAUGGUAUUUAGUUACAUCGAGACCCUUGUUUCACCAGCCAUGAUCGGUCUGUAA
Messenger RNA from Ipomoea triloba (trilobed morning glory), 936 nucleotides. RefSeq names its product F-box/kelch-repeat protein At3g23880-like. The transcript has a single exon. Lineage: Eukaryota; Viridiplantae; Streptophyta; Magnoliopsida; Solanales; Convolvulaceae. The record is from RefSeq and is a predicted model, not a curated record. The coding region runs from base 1 to 936 and encodes 311 amino acids.